AUGGGCAAGACCAAACAGUCUACCUCCCAGCCGGGGGCCAGCAAGUCAACCCAAAUCGCAGCAAAGCAGGACUCGCUGGAUCCCACUCUCGCGUCGCUGUUUGCCUCGAGCUCUGGACCAGUCAGAGUCCCCACAAGGGUCGUGCAUGCGUCAAAGUCUACCUCUAGCAAUCCCCAGCCUACUGAUGACGACGAAACCUCUUCGGGGAGCGACUCAUCGGAUGAUACUGGUUCUGAGUUAGAGGCAUCUGAAACAUCCCUGGGAGCCAAAGACGGAGCAGCAAUCGCCACUGCUGCCCUCGAGGCUAACGAGAGACCUCGCAAACGAAGACGCCUAGCCGAUGGGGACGACCUUGAAGCGUCGUAUUUCAAACGCCUAGAACGAGAAGAAGAGAAGGAACAGCAACGGUCCUCAGCCAAAAGGGAAGGGUCUAAUGCUCAGCUGAACUCUGACGAAGAUGAAGACGAAGAUGAAGACGGUGUAUCAACUUCCGGUAGUGAUGAAACCUCUGCCAGUCAACCCGCCGCAGAAGAUAUUCCACGACAUGAAGUCUUCGAGAAAAAGUUGACCGAUGAAGAGAGAUUGAAGAGAACAGUCUUUCUAGGGAAUGUGUCGACGGAAGCGAUCAAGUCCAAAUCGGCCAAAAAGACGCUCACCAAACAUCUACGAUCUGUGUUGAAGACGCCCGCAAAAGGGGACAGACUGGGAAAGCUUGAAUCUAUACGAUUUCGUUCGACAGCCUACGCCAGUGAUUCUGGACCGAAGAAAGCCACUUUUGCAAAGAAGGAACUGAUGGAUGAGACCACCACCAACACGAAUGCCUAUGCUGUGUUCACCACAGAAGCAGCCGCAGAGCACGUCGCUAACAAGCUAAAUGGCAGUGUUGUCCUAGAUCGACAUAUGCGAGCGGAUUACUUGGGCAAACCCGCAAAAACAGACCACAGGCGUUGUGUUUUCAUCGGAAACUUGAGUUUUGUCAGCAAAGAAACGGCUGGAGCAGACGACGAGGAUGAUGAUGGUUCGAAAAAGCGACGAGCUGCAGCAAAGCAGCCCGCUGAUCCCGAAGAGGGUCUGUGGCGAGUCUUUAGCAAGGUUGGGAAGGUUGAGAGCGUCCGAGUUGUGAGAGAUCAAGAGACACGCGUCAGCAAGGGCAUUGCGUAUGUUCAAUUCGAGAGCGAAAACAGUGUGGAAGGUGCUCUGCUCAUGAACGACAAAAAAUUUCCUCCUAUGUUGCCUCGAAUAUUACGAGUGAUGCGUGCCCGCCGGCCGCAGACCAAAUUACCUGCCGCCGGAUCUAAAGCGAGGUCAACAGCCAGAGGCCCGGCGAAGGGGCGGGGUCGUACAGAGAGCAAAGGAGGCUUUGUCUUCGAGGGUCACCGUGCGAGCAGUACAUCUAACGGCAACCCUGCCGGCUUCAAGAAAAGACACAAAAAGCGACCAACCACAAGAAGCAGCCGCCGAGGAGCAGCAUUCAAGGCUACAGGUGGGAGAAAGAGCAAACCCACGGGCAGUUCAUGA
Messenger RNA from Capronia epimyces CBS 606.96, 1518 nucleotides. RefSeq lists its product as uncharacterized. The transcript is spliced from 2 exons. The coding region runs from base 1 to 1518 and encodes 505 amino acids. The record is from RefSeq and is a predicted model, not a curated record. Lineage: Eukaryota; Fungi; Ascomycota; Eurotiomycetes; Chaetothyriales; Herpotrichiellaceae. Gene Ontology annotation, molecular function: RNA binding.